UCUCAUUCCCCAAGUCUUUGAUUCUGGACUUAAAACAUUGUCAACUAACCCACCCUAUACGCGAUAAAGCUUGCACACAGAAUUAAGGAGGAGGAACUUGCCUCUUACCCCCAAAUCAGAUCUUUUCUUUUCCCCUAGCUUCAAUUCAUCAUCAUGGUUCUUCACAACCCCAACAACUGGCACUGGGUCAACAAGGAUGCCUCUGGCUGGGCCAAGGAAUACUUGCAGCAGAACCUGGUCGGCAUCAGUGUCGAGGAAGGGGGCGUGUCAGCCAAAGUAGACAAGCUGUUGUCCAUGGAUGGCGACGUAGAUGUCAGCCAGCGCAAGGGCAAGGUCAUCACUCUUUUCGAUGUCAAGGUGUCGCUAGAAUACUCAGGUAAGACCAAGGACGCUGAGGAUGUCAGCGGUACUAUUCGCAUCCCCGAGGUAGCCCACGACACCGAGGAAGAUGAGUACGUCUUUGAGAUCGAGAACCACGCCGACUCCAACUCCAAGCAGCCCGUAAAGGACCUGGUGCGCACAAAGCUCGUCGCGCAAAUCCGUUCCGCCCUCAGCGGGUUCGCCAACGCCCUCAUCACCGAGCACGGCAAGGACCUCCAGCACGCACCCGGCGUGAACCCCUCCAGCGGCUUCCCCAAAGCCAGCGUCCACCCUCAAACCAAGUCCACCGAGGCCUCCAGCACGCAGACUACCACUACCUCCAAGACCGGCAAGGUCGCCGUCAACACCACCACCGUGACAGCCUCCGAUGAGUUCCGUACCACAGCCGGCGAGCUCUACAACACUUUCACCGACCCGCAGCGCAUUGCUGCCUUCACACGUGGCCCUCCUCGCCAGUUUGACGGCGCCCAGGUUGGCGGCAAGUUCGCCAUCUUCGACGGCAAUGUCACUGGCGAGUUCGUGACUCUCAACGAGCCCAAGCAGAUUGUCCAGAAGUGGCGUCUGGCUCAGUGGCCCGAGGGUCACUUCAGUUCACUGGAGAUCAACUUCGACCAAAAUGAUAUCGACGGUGUUACUCAGAUGCGUGUUACUUGGUCUGGCGUUCCUGUUGGCCAGGAGGAUGUCACCAAGCAGAACUGGGACAUGUACUAUGUUCGCAGCAUUAAGCAGACUUUCGGAUCCAAUCCUCCCUCCAAAUCAUCUUCGCCAUGGAGCCAGUUACUAACGUUUCUUGUUCUUCUCUUUGCUAUAGGUUUGGCACUAUUCUCUGAUCGACUGCAUGACAUAUUACCGGUGGCAUGAAACACACAAAACAAUGCAUUCGAAGACUUCUUAUUUAUGGUUACAUGAAUUGGCUACAGGUAAAACCGCAAGACCGUCAGACGUUUAGAUUUGCCUUGUUUGUUUUCAAUUCGUG
Messenger RNA from Penicillium canescens, 1357 nucleotides. RefSeq names its product AHA1 family protein. Gene Ontology annotation, molecular function: protein-folding chaperone binding; ATPase activator activity. Gene Ontology annotation, cellular component: cytosol. The record is from RefSeq and is a predicted model, not a curated record. Bases 154 to 1242 code for a protein of 362 amino acids. Gene Ontology annotation, biological process: positive regulation of ATP-dependent activity; protein folding. The transcript has 5 exons. Lineage: Eukaryota; Fungi; Ascomycota; Eurotiomycetes; Eurotiales; Aspergillaceae.